Selaginella moellendorffii is the source of this 642-nucleotide messenger RNA. Its product is annotated as ricin B-like lectin R40G2. The record is from RefSeq and is a predicted model, not a curated record. NCBI's taxonomy places the organism in Eukaryota, Viridiplantae, Streptophyta, Lycopodiopsida, Selaginellales, Selaginellaceae. The transcript has a single exon. Bases 1 to 642 code for a protein of 213 amino acids.
AUGGCAAUGCUUCCAUGGCGAUGGUCUCCAUCCAAAUUGUAUGUUGUUCAAAGUUCUUCCUUUUCCUGCAGGCAAACAGUGUUUCGAUCACCCUUCAUGGAGAAGAAAACCGCCGCGAAUCUUGUGCCACUGCUGCUGCUGCUUGUAGCAGCAUCAGUCAGACUCUCCAUGAAUCGAGCAGAGGCGUCGUCGUCGGCCUCGGGGCCUUACUGCGCGGCGCAGCUCGUCUCCAGCGCAAACCUCACACUGUGCGUCACCGCCUCCAGCCGCGUGGUGGUCAUGUCGCGCUGUGCCGACGGGCAUUCCUCGCAGAUGUGGAUCCGGAGACCACAACCCCGCGAGGGCCACAGCGCGAUUCUCAUCGUCAACUACUCGUCCCGGCUUGCGCUCCAGCACCAUGCGGUGGGCAACAGGAUCACUUGCGGCUCGAGCUCGCAGGGCCUAAACUCGUCGCUCUGGAUGAUGGACGGGGUCGGGGAGAGAUACCUCGCGCUGCGGACAUACCAGAACUCGGGGAUGGUCUUGGAUAUCUAUCACGGCGAUCACACCCAUGGCGGCGUGAGAGAGAAUAGCUUUCUCAUCACUCAUCCCUACGACCACCGUGACAACCAGCAGUGGAGAUUCAUAAACCCAGCGUGUUAG